GAAACAAACGCACUGCUCGCAAAUUUGAAAUUGCGAUAUCAGUCCUCAGUCCUCACAUGUCUUUCGGGCUGAAUUCUAGCAGCAAAUUGUGAUUUAGGAUUUCCAGGUUUUUCCCCGUGACCUUCCCGAGUUCCUCGCGCCUUUCGGGACCAUCCGUCCCCAGUUUUCAUAUUUUAAAACAUUUUUUACGUUUUUAUAUUGCACUUUAGUAAGAGUUUUGUUGGUUUUAUUUGUUUUUGUGGAAAAUGGAUUUGUGAUUUUAUUAGUAUCAUGGAACAUUGUUAUAACAAUUCGAGUGCAAAUGUUUUCCUCGACGGUGGCGAGCCUCUUUUGACUGCCAAACUCGUGAACGUUUGGGAGAAUCCUUCUCUCAAAUUAGCCCAUGCAAAGGGACGAUACCGACAAGAUGGACAAGCAGAUGAAACGCUACGGGAAUCCAAGUCCUGCUCAGCAAGGAAGCUGCGUAAAUGGCAGCAUUACCCGCCUCCAGCAAGGUGGCGCGAAUGGAAAUGCCUCCCCAGUUAAAGCUUGCAGCUCUCAGCCGAGCGGAAGCUCAUUUACCCGUCAACGAGGAGGCAAUCGCAGCGGAAACGUGCAGAAUCAGUCGCGCGCUGCAUCUCAGAGGGAAUCUAAAUCUGCGAAAACGGUGGGAUCAUCCAAAGGAGGAAACCAGCCCCAGGGCCUCGGAUCAUUCGAUGAGCUGGGAUUGAAUGGUGCGGAACAGGGAACACGUAAGCACAACUACAAUCAUCUGUUGAACUUCAGCUACGGACAUCGCGGUGAUCAUGGAGGGUUUCAUGGUGGUCGACGUGGUCAGCAGGUGCAUCGAUACUAUUUCCAGCCACGUUACAACAAGGAGAAUUUUCUGCAGGCCACAUGCCAGUUCAUUGUCAAGGAUGCGGGCGAUUAUUCCAUUCACCAGGUGGAUCCGGAUGUUUUGGUGGAAUGGAGCAAUAUUGAGUUGAUAAAAGUGUUUCAGUCUGAACAGCUGAACUGCCCGAUUUGCUUGCAUCCACCCGUUGCUGCCAAGAUGACGCGCUGCGGCCACGUUUACUGUUGGGCAUGUAUCCUGCAUUAUUUGGCUCUGUCGGAUGCAAGUUAUCGAAAAUGUCCCAUCUGCUACGAAUCUGUUUAUGCGAAAGAUUUGAAAAGUGUCGUAACGGAAAUUGUGGAGCCCAUAAGCGUUGGCAGUGAAAUCACUAUGCGAUUGAUGGUGCGCCAAAAGAAUUCUGUACGGGCUUAUCCGGUUAGUCAGUGGGAUCCAAAUAACACCGAUGGGAAAUUUAAUAAUCUGCAAGAUGCUGUUUCGUUGGAAUUUUCCAAGUUGUUGUUGAUUCGUCCUGACCAGUUGACGGAAGAAAUUCUCAAUCGGGAGGAGCAUGAGCUGAAAUUCGCCUUAGAGACCGAAAAGGAUAAUCCGGAAUGUUGUUUCAUCGAGGCAGCGCUGAAACAGUUGGGCGUUCGCCGCGAAAACUCUUCGGGCGUGGUGAUUCCUUCUUCCUCCCCUACGGUGGUCAAAGAUACGAAAACCGAACCCGAGCCCAUUAUUCGGGCACCUGCAAAAAGCUCCAAGAAGUAUGCUUGCGCUUUCUCCGAGGAGGAAGUCGUCUUGGGCUCACUGGAGGACGAUUUCACUCUCGAGACGAUGGCCGAUCGAAAGGCAGCGCAAUCUGACAAUCGGCAGAGCGAGUAUGGGAGAGAUAUGCCGUCGGCGUCAAACUCGGCACUUACACAGGUAGCUGAGCAUUCUGGGAGCGAGGGCAUUGUGGGAUCUCCAACUGGAUCCUCGUCGACAUAUUCCGGACGAUCACGUGGCUCUGGAGAAAUCCCUACUGGAGUGCACUAUUUUUAUCAGGCAGCAGACGGGCAGCAUAUUUAUUUGCAUCCGAUUAACGUGCGAAUGCUGACAGCACAGUAUGGACAUGUCCGAGAAGCGCCGUUGGAGAUCACUGGGAAGGUGGUGGACGUUGAUACAUGGAGUAUUAACGAGGAAAUACGGAAACGGUAUCGGUAUUUAUCGCACCUGCCGCUGACGUGUGUAUUUAGCGUGGUUGAACUGGACUUGCAGCCGCCGAUGGUGUCCAUGGAGGUGCUGGACAGUUUCGCGCCGGAAAUCGACCAACGCCAUCAUGUUCGCAACAUCAGAAUGCAAGACGAAAUGAUGCGCCAGCGUGAUGCGGAGAAUGCGUUUCGAAAAGAUAUUCGCGGACGGGUAUCCUUUAGUCUGCAGUCGGAACUGUUUCCCGCCGUCAGUCCGAGCCCGACGAUGGAGGAUUUGAAUUUGGCCUCGGAAGAAGCAUUUCCAACAGUUGGCAGCGAAACGCUUUUGCCUUCUCCACCCAAAGUCGCCACAUUGACUCCUAGUACUUCAGCGCCGAAAUCUUUUGCGCAGAUGCUGCGCGAAGGGAAAGUUCAGCGUCAGUCGUCCACGGGAAACGAAGGAAAUCAGUCUGCGAGUAAACAUGUCCCGAAGCAAACAUCUUCCGAUGAGGAAAACGAGCAAGGAGCAGCGCCGGAUUUCCAAGCAUCCUUCUCUGCUGGACUGGACGCUGCUUUCAGCCAGCUGGAGAUGAGCAGUAACAAGGCGGAAGGCAUGGGAGGUAAAGGAUCGAAGAAGAAGAAGAAAGGCAGCAAGGUGACGUUGUUCGCUACGGGAGCGAUGCCGCGCGUUUAGGCUAAUGAGGAAUUCAAAUAUUGCGGUAACAAUUAAUAUUUGUUGUUAACAUGGUUUGUGCGAAGGAACAGUUGUUAUUUAACAGAUUUGGUUUAUUAUUUAUCCAUUUCGAUUUAAUAAUCGUCGUUUGAGUCGUGAAUGUCUGUGUUUAAGAAUUAUGUUUACUGCCUUAAUGAUAACUGAUUGUAAUCUACUUAGGAAUUGGAUGUCGUAGUAGCUUUCUUCGCGGCUUUUGCGGUGUAUCUGGUGUUUUAAAUUAAAAUAAAUAUCGUA
Molecule: messenger RNA, 2947 nt
Organism: Paramacrobiotus metropolitanus
Lineage: Eukaryota; Metazoa; Tardigrada; Eutardigrada; Parachela; Macrobiotidae
Product: RING finger protein 10-like
Exons: 10
Coding region: 383-2674 (763 amino acids)
Biological process (GO): positive regulation of transcription by RNA polymerase II
Molecular function (GO): transcription cis-regulatory region binding
Source: RefSeq, a predicted model, not a curated record